CACCUCAGUGCGUGUUUCCGUAAAGCUUAUAAUUUUUUUUUUAAUUUUUCUGGGUGGCGAGAAACCAAGAGAAAAUCUCGUGACCUUUUGUUCUCUCUCUCUCGGGAGCGCACACAAAUCUCUCCUUUCUUCCUCCCAUCGAUGUAACACAACCGAGACACACCCUUGUGCCUAGUGGUGAUAGCGAUCGAGGAGAAGGGAGGGAGGGAGCACGAGAUCUCGAUUCCCCCAAUACACGGGGAGGGAGCCACAAUGCAUAUGAAUCCUAUCUUGAAGCUGGCUCUCGUGUGGUUUAUACUUCUCGCCUCAGUUCUUGUCUCCUUUGCGGAGCUUGAGUUUGGUCAUUGCGAGAGAGUUGUGAAAGAGUGGGCGGAUACUUCUUCAUCUCGUGAAGAACAUCCUCCUAACAUAGACAAACGCUCGCUUCAGGAUCUGCUCUUCUUUCUCCACGUCCCCCGAACUGGUGGCAGGACUUAUUUCCACUGUUUCUUGAGGAAGUUGUAUGAUAACGCUGAGGAGUGUCCUCGCUCUUACGACAAGCUCCAUUUCGAUCCAAGGAAGCAAAAGUGCAAGUUGUUGGCCACGCAUGAUGAUUAUAGUUUAAUGUCUAAGCUUCCGAGGGAGAGAACCUCGGUGAUGACAAUAGUCCGUGACCCUGUCGCUCGUGUGUUGAGCACUUAUGAGUUUUCAGUAGAGGUAGCAGCUAGGUUCUUGGUGCAUCCCAAUUUAACUUCUGCGACAAGGAUGUCUGGUCGCAUCCGCAAGAAUAAUGUGAUAAGCACGCUUGACAUAUGGCCAUGGAAGUACCUUGUUCCAUGGAUGAGAGAAGACCUUUUUGCUCGGAGAGAUGCACGAAAACUUAAGGGAGUAGUUAUCAUUGAGGACGACAACCCGUAUGACAUGGAGGAGAUGCUUAUGCCACUGCACAAAUAUCUUGAUACCCCUACUGCUCAUGACAUAAUCCACAAUGGAGCAACCUUUCAGAUUGCAGGAUUGACAAAUAAUUCGCAUUUAUCAGAAGCCCACGAGGUUCGGCAUUGUGUGCAGAAGUACAGAAACCUCGGUGAGCCUGUUCUCCAAGUUGCCAAGAGAAGGUUGGACAGCAUGUUGUAUGUUGGACUGACAGAAGAGCACAGGGAAUCUGCAUCACUUUUUGCCAAUGUAGUGGGCUCUCAAGUGCUUUCUCAAUUGGUUACAUCAAAUGCAACUGCAAAAACCAAAACUACUAAAUCAGAAGCAAGUGUUACAGUUUCAGAAUCUGGAUCAGAUAAGAGUGAAAUUCAGAAUGGUACAUCUGAUAAGAUAGAAGCUAAGAGUGGAAAUAUGACGGUGAAAACCUUAAUGGAAGUCUACGAGGGAUGCAUUACUCAUCUAAGAAAGUCACAAGGAACCAGACGGGUCAACUCCUUGAAGAGAAUAUCCCCAGCAAAUUUAACCAGAGGGACGCGCACAAGAGUUCCUAACGAGGUCAUUCAGCAGAUCAAAUCGCUUAACUAUCUAGAUGUGGAGCUUUACAAGUAUGCUAAAGAAAUCUUUGUCAAAGAACAUGAACUUGUGUCGAAGAAGAUGGUUUCAACUUCUAAGAGAAGCAUUGCUGAUCUGCAGAACGUAUUUGGAGAAAUGGAGGGUGAGAAGCUGUGGAAGUUUGUAUCAGUGGCGUUGAUGCUUUUACUGCUCUUCCUCUUGUAUCUAUUUGUAAACGCUAGAAGGAGAAUAACCUCUAAGGUUAAGAUUUGAUUAUUCUCACUUUUUUCUUUUGGGCCAAAUUCAGCAAUUAGGAGAAGCUUCUGGGUAUAAUUGUAAUAUUCUAUUUGUUUUCUUUUCGUGGAAAAGAGAAAGUUUUGGGUGUUGCCUUAAAAA
Brassica oleracea var. oleracea is the source of this 1860-nucleotide messenger RNA. RefSeq names its product protein-tyrosine sulfotransferase. Gene Ontology annotation, molecular function: heparan sulfate 6-sulfotransferase activity. Bases 253 to 1737 code for a protein of 494 amino acids. The transcript has 13 exons. The record is from RefSeq and is a predicted model, not a curated record. Gene Ontology annotation, cellular component: membrane. NCBI's taxonomy places the organism in Eukaryota, Viridiplantae, Streptophyta, Magnoliopsida, Brassicales, Brassicaceae.